This is a messenger RNA of Bufo bufo (common toad), 916 nucleotides long. RefSeq names its product olfactory protein-like. The transcript is spliced from 7 exons. Gene Ontology annotation, molecular function: small molecule binding. Lineage: Eukaryota; Metazoa; Chordata; Amphibia; Anura; Bufonidae. The record is from RefSeq and is a predicted model, not a curated record. Bases 272 to 799 code for a protein of 175 amino acids.
CAGAACCUAGCAAAAACGCACAAAGCUCUGAGGCUCGCAGAAGAAUACAGAUCAACAUAACAGAUCAUGGAUUAAUCUCGAGUUUUUGGCAGCUGCUGCUCCUUCAGUGGAAACUGAUCCCUCAUUAGCACAAGUGAAGGCUUCAGGUCGCCCCUUACAUAAUGCACUUACCUCCAACAAUGGCUUUUUAUCUCCGGCAAUCUUCUCCUGUGUAUAAAUACAGACACUGGACAUCAAUAUCUCACAUCAAACCAUCCUCGCAAUUGCAACCAUGCUCCAAAUUACAGCAUCCAUCCUGCUUCUCCUCUUCAUCCAGUGUCAGGCUGGGGAUGUAAAGGUGCAAGACAAUUUUGACACAAACAAAUUUAUGGGUAGGUGGUACGCAUUGAUGGCGGCAUCCAACUGCCCCAUGUUUGAACAAAUGAAAGCUCACAUGACCCGUCCUAUCAUGGUUUACACCUUGCAUGGCGACACUGUGAAGACCAGCAUUGCUUUCAAGGGACCUGAGGGCUGCAUGCAGAUGGAUGCCAUUAUGGAGACCCUCGCCCCCGGGCACUACAAACACAAGUCUGCGGAAGGAGAUAAUGAACUCACCAUCGUCCACACGAAUUACGAGUCACAUGCUAUGGAAUUUAGGAAGACCACCCAUCCAGGAGGCACCUGUAUAACCAUCAAUCUGCACGGGAGAGAAAUUAAUCUGCCAGAAGAAGUAAAAGCUAAAUUUAUGGAUUACAUGCACCAUAUGGGCCUCAGCGAUAUGACGAUAUUCAGUAAAGGAGAGGAAUGUAUCCCCAAAUGAUUUUCGAGAUCGCACCCAGCAAACCCCCCGCACCACCCGAAAAUCACUCUGCACCUCUUACUAUCCCUCCAUCUCUUCUCUGAUCCAUUGUGCAAUUAAAUAAAACCAAAGAAAGCA